AUGACUGAAAUUGAUCGACAUUUGAUGGAAGAAAGAAUGGAUUUAUUGAAAGUAAGGUGGUGGAUAAUUUGGUUGAUAAUAAGAGGGAAAAAUGGGUAAACUUGAAAAUAAGUUAUGACACGACAAAGUUGAAUUCACUGAAAAGAAAGAAAUAAGAAAAAUAAGCUAGUAAACCAUCUUGGCGCACAGUCAAUUUUGGUAUUUUCUAUGCACUUUCAAUCACUCUUAUUUUGGAUUUUUGAUUUUUCACUCAAAAUCAGCACUAAAACACAAUUUCUUCUACCGUACCCCUUCACACAUUUUUUUUCUAGAUAACCGCCGAAGUUGUUCUGAAAUCAUUCGAUGAAUUUGUUGAAAUGUCUGAACAACGCGUCAAAAAGCUCACAAAAUUAGUUGAUCUCGAACAAAAAGAAAAGAAAAUGCUGCAGGUUUGUCAAUUAUUCAUUUGUCGUUUUUUUCGUCGUUCUUUUCUCAUGAGACAUCUCACAUUUUGUUAUCGAUUCAUUUCAGGAACAAUUCAUCGAAUUAGCCAAACAACACUCUUCGCUCGAACGCGCCGCCACAUUUUGUAGUUCUCGUGGAGGAGAGCCUGUUUCAGCUUAUGGUGAUCAAGAAGACGAAUUUCAUGACGCGGAAGAGGAAUUGUGAGUUUUCGUGGUUUUUGUGGAAAAAAUUUAUGGCUUUUCAAGUUCGUCUAAGUUUGAGACCUCUCAGAAAUAGAUCUAUUCAAGCCUUGUUUUCACACUAGGGAAAAUACGGCUAUAAAAUCGACCUUUCAAAAAUAGUGGUCAAAUAUUUUGUGAAAAAAAUCAAAUUUUUUUUCGUAGAAAAACAUUUUCCAAAAUUUUCAUUUUGAAUCACCCCAUUACAAAAUUGAAAAGAAAAACAAAAAACACAUUUUUUUUCCGGGAUCUUUAUGAUUCAUAAUAAUUCAUUUUUGUUUCUUCUUGGAAACCAGUCAUUUUUCCUCCGAUUUUUUUUCAAAACAAGAUUUUUGACCUUGAAAAAAACAUUUUAUUCAAUAUUUUUUUUCGCUUCAAAUACACAUUUUUGAUUUUGUCCACAACAACCAGAAAAGGAAGUUCAAUUUUCUCCUCUUUCCGGUCUAAAAAACGAGCUACUUAACUAGUUUGGCUAACUACAUUUCUAACACUCUGCGCUCUCUUCUCUCUAAUUUUACAAACCUUUACUUUUAAGGAAAAAUUGGAACUGGUUUUAUUUUGUUUUUUUCGUUUUGUGUAAGAAAUUUUUGGGCUGGAAAGAGAAAGUUAAAUAAAUGUUGCCUUUUUGACCAAUUUUUUCAUUUUGAUAAUUUUUAUUCCAGAACAUUCUCACCAAAUUCCGAAUAUCACAGUGCUCCUCUUGAUAUGACGUCAUCAGAAUGCACCUCAACAUCAUCUGAAUCAACAACUUGCACAGUUAUCAAAAAGGGCCGAAAUCGUCGUACUACAGUACCCGAAAGACCAGAUUUACCAAUUAAUUUAUGGAGUAUUAUGAAAAAUUGUAUUGGAAAGGUACAUUUUUUGCUGCAAAUAAUAAAAUAUCUAAUUAAAUAAUUUAGGAAUUAUCGAAAAUCCCAAUGCCUGUCAAUUUUUCCGAACCAAUAUCGGUUUUGCAACGAGUCACAGAAGAUUUAGAAUAUGCGGAUAUGCUUGAAAAAGCUGCCAAAUUAUCGAGUUUGGAGCAAAUGUGUUAUGUUGCUGCAUAUGCGGCAAGUAAUUAUUCGACAACUUGUCAUCGAACAAAUAAACCGUUCAAUCCAUUAUUGGGAGAAACUUAUGAAUGUGAUCGAAUGGAGGAUUUGGGAUGGAAAAGUAUUACGGAGCAGGUAGGUAGGAAAAUGUGUUGGGGCUGAUUUUUUGCUCAAAAAUUGGAUUAACAUGAGAAAUGCUAAUGUUUUUGCUCCAAAAAUAUGAAAAAGUCUGCAUAUAAUUUGUAGGGAUUAUUUGUUUAUUUGAACCAGAAAUAGCUUUAACAUGAGCAAUCUCACAAUUUUCCUCCAUUUUUCUCUCAAUUGUAAAAUCAGAUUUUUAACCAUUUUUUCCACUAGAGAACAUAUUUAUUACUCAAGAUAAAAAACAAAACAAAAUCGAAUUAGUGAUGAAAUUUCCUCCAAAAAUAACCUGAAAUUUCUGGGUUUCAACCAAAACCCUGAUCUUCUUGCUUAUUUUCGAUUUUGUCAGGUCUCCCAUCAUCCACCGGCUGCUGCACAUCACGCAAUUGGACGAGGUUGGACUAUGUAUCAAGAUUUCACAAUGACAUCUCGAUUCCGUGGAAAAUAUUUGUCAGUUAUUCCUGUUGGAUAUACUCAUGUUGUUUUUGAUGAAUCCAAAAAUCAUUAUUCAUAUCGAAAAGUGAGUUAAUUUCUUGAAAUUGCCAUAAAUUUUCAAAUAUAUAGUUGUAUUUUUUCAGAUCACAACAACAGUUCAUAAUAUAAUUGUUGGAAAAUUAUGGAUUGAUAAUCACGGUGAUAUGGAAAUCACAAAUCAUAAAACUGGCGAAAAAUGUGUGCUGAAAUUCAUUCCAUAUUCAUAUUUUAGUCGUGAUACACAAAGAAAAGUUUAUGGAAUAAUUCGAGAUUCGACAGGAAUUCCAAAAUAUGUUGUGCAAGGAACUUGGGAUAAAUCAAUCGAUAUGUUGAAAGUUUCAAAUUGGAAUGGAAAUAUGGAUAAACCGAAAGUUGAAGUGGAUGAGACGAGUUUGAAAAGAAUUUGGACAGUUAAUCCAUUACCGAAAGGAGCUGAGAAAAUGCACAAUUUUACGAAAUUGACAAUUGAAUUGAAUGAAGAAGAAGACGGAGUUGCACCAACUGAUUCGAGAUUAAGGCCUGAUCAAAGAUUGAUGGAAAUUGGAAAAUGGGAUGAAUCAAAUAAGAAAAAAUUGGAAAUUGAGGAAAAACAAAGAAUUGUAAGAAGAAAAAGAGAAGCGGAAAUGGAUAAAGCUAUGCAAAGAGGUUGGUCGAGUUUUUGAAAGGGAAAUUUCACACCCCACCUGGUUUCAGCCCAGAAGUUCGGAAUUGUUCAAAUUAUUUUUGCACCAAAAAUUUACUAUUUCAAAAUUAAAAAAAACAAUUUCAAUUCUAGAAAAUUCGCGAUAAUAAUGCGAAGUGUUUGGUUUCUAAAAUUUUUGACAAAAAUUCACGUGGAAUGUUUUUACUUUUAUGAAAAUUCAUGUUAAAAUUCGAUUUUUUUAUUUUCUUGAUUUAUUAUCCAAUUUUUCACGUUUUAAUAAAACCUUGAAAAAAUAGGUUUCAACAAUUUUUAUUAUGAAAUUUCAAAAAAUGUUUUGGGUUGUGGAUUUUCUUUAAUUCGAAAUUGAAUUCUGCAAAAUUAGGACCAGAAAUGCAAUAUUUUGAAUUUUCAAACAUUAUCAAAUCUUGAAAAAAAUUCGAAAGAAAACAUUCCGGUGAAAAUUGACUAAUUAUUUUUUUAAACAAAAUAUCCACGUGUAAUUUUUUAUGCGUCAAUAAAUGUUUUUUAAUUCGAAAACUUUCAAACCAUAGCCCUCCUUUUACAUUUUCCAAACGUUUGUUUUGUUUCAGGUGAACACUAUGAAGAAUAUCAACCAACAUGGUUCACAAAAGUUCAAGAUGAACUAAAUGGUGCUCUUAUUCAUCAAUAUAAAGGUGGAUAUUGGGAGGCGAAACAGCAAAAUGAUUGGACAAAAUGUCCCGAUAUUUUUUGA
Molecule: messenger RNA, 3684 nt
Organism: Caenorhabditis angaria
Lineage: Eukaryota; Metazoa; Nematoda; Chromadorea; Rhabditida; Rhabditidae
Source: the annotation of a GenBank genome assembly